AACUCCUCCUCCGGGGAGGUUCCUUUAAAUGCGGGCCAGCUAGCUGACCGGGCCUCCGUUCUUACUCCGAGUGGUACCUGCCCAGGAGGCUCCCCGCCAGGAUGCAGCCCACCUGCACGGCCGAGGAGUUUGUGGACAGCCACCUCAAGCCUGGGAGGAUGGUGCUGUUCAUGAAGCCCACCUGCCCCUUCUGCAGGCGGGCCGAGGAGCUCCUCUGCCAGUACCCCUUCAAAAGAGAGUCGUUGGUAAUUGUGGAUAUCACCGUCACCAGGAACACAGAGAAGAUUCAAGAUUAUUUCCAACAGCUCACAGGAGCCAGAACGGUACCUCGAAUCUUUAUCGGUAAAGAGUGUAUAGGUGGAUGCAGUGAACUACAAGAGAUGGACAGAAGUGGGGAACUGAUGGUGCGGCUAAUAGAAAUGGGAGCUCUAACGCCAUAAUUACAGAGCAGACCCAGGCUGAUGUCUCCCUUGAGAGCUGGAUGGCAUUGUGAAUGGUGGCAGCACUUCUGGUGGAUGGAUCUGGGGUGACCUUUACCCAGCAACUGAUUACUUAAUCUUCUGAAAUAUCUGAACCAAAAAAUGGGAGAGUUCUCAGCAAAAACAGGCUUUGCUUCUUUCAACUCUAUUGAAAGUGGACCCACUUGCCACAAACCACAGGUCUGAGAUGGUGGAUGGACAUCUCGGGUUUCUUCCGGAUUGGCCCGUGGAAUAGACCGUGACAAGUUAUAGCUCAGGAUUCCCUCAUUGACCCAAAAAAGUUCUUUCUCUUUUGCACGUGGUUCUUACUAUCGUUCGUGUGCCAGGACUCCUACCGCUAAGCCAGUGUUUCCCAACCAGUUUAUCCCAGGCUCCCUAGGAUGAACUGAUAGUUAAUUUUAUGCUACUGCCCAAAAAUUAGUUUGUGGAGUUUGAAUUUAUAGUUUGUAUUUUGAAAUCGAUAGGUAUUUCGAAUGUGCUUUUCCAAAUUCCAUGUGUCUCCCCUAUCCUAUCUUGAAAAUCACUGCUCUGAACUUGUGUUCUUAAACUUGACAACUCACAGACGUCAUAGAAAACGCCCAACAAUUCUGGGAAGGGUCUGAGGGCCGAUGUGAGAAGUGCCACAUGAAACGUUAAGCACAGUGCGUCUUUCCUUGGUCUACAGAGCUCAGAGGUACACGUGCAGAUGCUGUGAUCAUGUGGCAACACUGUUUGGUGAGAUGAUCGCCCAGGUACUCCUGCACAAGUGUGUAUGAAUUCGUUUAGAUGAUGAACAAAAGUUAAAUUUAAAACAUUACCAUAAAAAUUUUGCAACCCCCCUCUCCCAAGACUGUCUAUGAAAGUAGCUCUAAUUGAGAAACACUGUCUUAAAUGAUUUUAGCACCUUUUAUCUCACACUCUAUGAAAUCUUAAGAAUCCCUUAUUAUGAAGUUUGUUCUAGAAUUACAAGAUUAACUUAACAUCCUUUUGCAGUCUCUAGAGUGAAAGGUUAAUAUGUUUUGGUAAUAAAAAAGCAGUCACAGAUGACUGACUUUUUUUGUCCAAUUCUAUGUUCUCAAGUCCUUAAGGAAUGAUAUUAAUGUGAACACGUCAAUUUGAAGCUUUAUUCAUGUUUGUCCCCUGCCAUUAUAAAUAAAGGUAAUGCUAUUCACUGAGAA
Messenger RNA from Myotis lucifugus (little brown bat), 1636 nucleotides. RefSeq names its product glutaredoxin (gene GLRX). The record is from RefSeq and is a predicted model, not a curated record. The transcript is spliced from 3 exons. Bases 102 to 440 code for a protein of 112 amino acids. Lineage: Eukaryota; Metazoa; Chordata; Mammalia; Chiroptera; Vespertilionidae.